AUGGUACUUAAGUGCUUUUACAUAUAUGGAUUAAUUUGCGGGCUUCUGCCCGCUCUAUUGGAAAAUGGAAAGUUUAUUAUUAGAUCUUCGCAAAGAUGGUAUAUUCUUUAUACAGCAUGUCUGCAUGUGGUUCUCUUGAUUCUUCUGCCCUUCACAUUUCCCAAUUACAUGUACGACAAAAGCUAUAUGAGCCAAAAUCCGUUUCUUCAAUGGGCCUUCAAUCUAACUAAUAUUACCCGAAUUAUGUCCGUGUUUUCGGGAUAUUGCGUAAUGUGGUUGAAAAGAAAAAGGCUCCUUAAACUAGGAAAAAACAUAUUUCAUCAUUGCCUAAAAUGCAAAAGGCUGGAAAACAAUUCAAGGAAAUACACACCUUUGUGGAAGAGAACCCAAGGAUUACUUGUUCAAAUGUUUUUUGUCUCAAAUUUAAAUAUUUUAGUGUCUGCUUUUAUAAUGGUAAAAAUCACUACGGAUCGAUCUUUUAACAAUACUACAAUGAUUAUUGCACAUGUUGUUCAAUACAUAUAUAUAAUUAACAUGAUGGCAGGUGUAUAUGCCAUCCUUUUAUUUCUCCGCUGGCAGAGUGAUCGGAUGCAAAUAGCUUUAAAAGAUCUCUGUUCCCUCCUAAAUCACGAAGAGCGUAACUCCUUAGUUUUAUCAGAGGAAAAAAGCAAGAUAGCCUUUGACAAACUACAUUAUCUUUUCCGCCUACAUGUCGGAAAUCAACGACUGAUCCGUGAAGUUUUUGAAACACUGGAUAUUCCAAUCGCUCUUUUAUUGCUUAAAAUGUUUGUAACAAAUAUAAAUCUGGUUUAUCAUGGCGUACAAUUCGGCAACACAUCCAUAACAGCGUCAAACAUCACAAAAUUCACAGCAAUAUGUGGAAUAAUUUGCCAUUAUUGGAGUGCAAUUCUACUGAUGAAUAUUGUUGAUGAUGUGACCCGAAGAAGUGGCCUCAAAAUGGGAAACCUUUUGCGGGAAUUUAGUCAUCUUGAGCUAGUCAGUAGAAAUUUUCAAUUGAAGAUGGAGUUAUUUUCCGAUCACUUACGAUGUCAUCCUGCAACUUAUAAAGUCUGUGGACUUUUUGUUUUUAAUAAACAAACUAGUUUGGUUUAUUUUUUCUACGUCCUCGUUCAGGUUUCGGUACUUGUUCAAUUUGAUUUGAAGAAAAAAGUGGAAUAA
This is a messenger RNA of Drosophila ficusphila, 1179 nucleotides long. It is a transcript of the gene Gr58a, whose product is annotated as putative gustatory receptor 58a. The transcript has 2 exons. Lineage: Eukaryota; Metazoa; Arthropoda; Insecta; Diptera; Drosophilidae. The record is from RefSeq and is a predicted model, not a curated record. Bases 1 to 1179 code for a protein of 392 amino acids. Gene Ontology annotation, biological process: sensory perception of taste. Gene Ontology annotation, cellular component: membrane.